AUGGAUCAUCAAGCAUUCCAAGCUUGUCAUGAGCAAGUUAGCAGCUUUGGUUUUCAAAGUUUUCUCAAUGAAAGCAACUAUGAUCAUUUGAUUGAUCUUAUUAGAGGAGAGAAUGCAGAAGAACCCAUCACCAAUUUCAAUCCAAAUUAUGAUGGUGGGGAGCUUAUGUUCAAUGGUGGAUUGGUUGAUAACCAAUUUGUUCCAAGCAUGCCUGGAGACAUGUUUGAUUUUAGUUCCCUUAAUAACUCAAAUCCCAACUCUACCUUCAAUUCAUUACCAGCAUUUAGUGGAGAUAUAGAGCUAAGGGAUGAUGAUGAUGAUGAAAACGAUAACGACGGGGAUGAUUCCUCAGCCACCACUACUACACCGACGAAAAGAGGCACCGUAGAUCGAUCAAGAACUUUGAUCUCGGAGCGCCGGCGAAGGGGACGUAUGAAGGAGAAGCUCUAUGCAUUGCGUUCCUUGGUUCCUAACAUAACCAAGAUGGACAAGGCCUCAAUUGUAGGAGAUGCAGUGUUAUACGUGCAGGAGUUGCAGAUGGAAGCUAAGAAGCUAAAAGCUGAGAUUGCAGGUUUGGAGUCAUCUCUUAAAGGAGGAGUAGAGAGACUUCAAGACUUGGUGGAUAAACCAAAGAAGAUCCAAGCAGUUGACAAGAAGCAUCAAAGUUGUAGGAAGAUAGUGCAGAUGGAUGUGUUCCAAGUGGAGGAGCGAGGGUACUAUGUCAGGUUAGCUUCCGUUAAAGGAGAAGGGGUGGCCGUGGCUCUUCACAAGGCCCUUGAGUCACUGACGUGCUUUGACGUUCAAAACUCUAAUUUCAGCACCGUUUGUGACAGAUUGGUCUUGACGUUUACGCUCAAUGUGAGAGAUUCUGGGGAGGAGAUGAAUAUGUCGACAUUGAAGAUAUGGGUGACAGGAGCUCUCCUCAACCAGGGAUUUGAGUUCAAGACACCAAUAGCUCCUUGA
Macadamia integrifolia is the source of this 963-nucleotide messenger RNA. RefSeq names its product transcription factor FER-LIKE IRON DEFICIENCY-INDUCED TRANSCRIPTION FACTOR-like. The transcript has 4 exons. The record is from RefSeq and is a predicted model, not a curated record. Lineage: Eukaryota; Viridiplantae; Streptophyta; Magnoliopsida; Proteales; Proteaceae. Gene Ontology annotation, biological process: regulation of DNA-templated transcription. Gene Ontology annotation, molecular function: DNA-binding transcription factor activity; sequence-specific DNA binding; protein dimerization activity. Gene Ontology annotation, cellular component: nucleus. The coding region runs from base 1 to 963 and encodes 320 amino acids.